This is a messenger RNA of Trematosphaeria pertusa, 1123 nucleotides long. RefSeq lists its product as uncharacterized. Gene Ontology annotation, molecular function: RNA binding. The transcript is spliced from 4 exons. Lineage: Eukaryota; Fungi; Ascomycota; Dothideomycetes; Pleosporales; Trematosphaeriaceae. The record is from RefSeq and is a predicted model, not a curated record. Bases 1 to 759 code for a protein of 252 amino acids.
AUGGCCGACGUCGAGACCGAGCAGCGGCGCGAGGAGGACGAGCGCCUCGAUACUGCGCCCGAGAACCCGGACGACGAGGAAGAAAUCUCCGCCAUGAAACGCCGUGUGCAAGAAAUGGAAGAAGAAGCGCAGAAGCUCCGCCAGAUGCAGCAAACGCUCGAUAACGAACGCCACGACCUGCGCGAAAACAGGGAGGACGUAGAUGCGCGGAGUAUCUUUGUCGGGAACGUCGACUACGGCGCAUCCCCGGAGGAGAUACAGUCACACUUCCAGUCUGUCGGCAGCAUAAAUCGCGUUACCAUACUGCUGGACAAGUUCACAGGACAUCCUAAAGGUCAUCGCGGCGUGAGUCGCAAGUGGCACUGCACUGGUGGAAGAAGUUGGUGCGACGCUUGCGCUCAGACCCGUCAUCUGAAUUACUGGAUUUUUCUCGCUACCUGGCAAGAGUUUGGUAGAAAGAUCGGCACGCUAAUGGGCGUAUGCAGGUAUGCGUAUGUGGAGUUCACUGAACCUAGCCUGGUCGGUCAAGCGCUCGUGCUGAAUGACAGCGUCUUCCGGGGCAGGAACUUGAAGGUCGUUCCCAAGCGAACCAACCUCCCCGGUAUGACACGAGGCCGAGGGCGCGGAGGGCGCGGCGGCGGUGGCGGCUACGGCGGUCGUGGAUCCCCGUACGGUCGCGGUGGUGGUUAUGGCCCUCCACGAGGGGGUGGCUACCGCGGCGGUUAUCGUCCUCGCGCCUCUGGCUAUCGCCCGUACUAGUCACAUACUAGGUGGCUCGAUCAUCGUCACAAGACUUCGGUCAUUUGCGUAGCACAGUUGCAUUGGCGAAGAGGAGGAACAAGGAUGGUGGGGCUGCAUUCCGAAUUGGACCUUGCUCUGGGCAUGUACUAUAGCAGAACGGUGUGAGGGCUUCACGGAUAGCUGCUGGGCUUAAGGCGGCGGUUUUUCUUGCGUCGGCUUUGGCUAUUCGGACAUUUCGGAGCACUGCUGGUUUCUACUUUCUAUGGGACUGCGACUGUAGACCCCAAUAUGGGGUUUGCUAGAUGGUUUACCCUUCUUGUCAGGGUCAUUAUUACCGAUAUCACUCAGGCACGGGAAGAAUUACACCUUUUGAAAAGCUCGG